AUGUCCAAGCGAAAGCUCAAAAAGUUUGUGUUUAGUGAUGCCACUCUUCAGGCCGAACAAUACGAAGCUCAGCUGGAACUAGCAAUCCAACAGCACGUCCAGUACAUCAACCGUAACAUCCCAAUCCCAUCGAUUGAAACUGGGGUAGUUCCAAUCCCAUCAGUCAAAAUCGAAGGUCUGGGAGAAGAUGACGGGAAAAGUGUCUGGGAACAUCUCAGCGACUUCUCCGAAUUUCGUGACAAGAAAAUGUCCUCCGAUGAGUAUGUCCCAAACCGCCGAAACAUGGAACGAGAUUAUCACCGGUAUGCUAAGCAGGAAAUGAACAGAGCAUUUGAUACCCCCAAACCCAAUUAUGAUCAAAGAUAUAUCGAGAGCUGGGCCAAAUAUGCAAAACCCAGGAAGCACCAGAUGUCUCCCAUUGAAGAGACUGUGAAACGCCCGCGCUUUGAUCACGACCCCCAAGAGCCUGCCCUGGAACCUAUGGCAGAGGCAUUCGAGAAUAAUUGGGGGUUGCUUGGUGGUCCACUGAAAGCUACCAGGAAGCGAAGCUCGACUUCCGCGCCCAAGCAGUCUUGGAAUCAGGCUUUGGCGGGAAAGGAGCCUGACCCGGAUUUCCCUUCUGAGCUUGAAGAUGAUGCCUUCGGAAUGAAGGAGUGGGAGAUCGAGCACAAUGCUCCGGCUUCGGGGUCCCAUAAACCGGCUCUCGAGCCAACGAGUUUGAGUCUUGUACAUACGCUUGAUCAGGCGGAACACUUCGCCAAUCAUGUAGAGCCGAUGAUAAUGUGCUUCUCGCUCGACACCCCGCCACAACUUGACAAAUACUUUAGUCAGGCUCGGGCCGAGGAGGUCGAGAAGAUGAUUGCUGAUGAAAAUAAUGACUUUUGGAACUGA
This is a messenger RNA of Penicillium odoratum, 891 nucleotides long. RefSeq lists its product as uncharacterized. Lineage: Eukaryota; Fungi; Ascomycota; Eurotiomycetes; Eurotiales; Aspergillaceae. The record is from RefSeq and is a predicted model, not a curated record. The transcript has 3 exons. The coding region runs from base 1 to 891 and encodes 296 amino acids.